Thunnus maccoyii (southern bluefin tuna) is the source of this 15552-nucleotide messenger RNA. It is a transcript of the gene map1ab, whose product is annotated as microtubule-associated protein 1Ab. Gene Ontology annotation, cellular component: microtubule associated complex; synapse; neuronal cell body. Bases 584 to 15469 code for a protein of 4961 amino acids. Gene Ontology annotation, molecular function: microtubule binding; actin binding. The record is from RefSeq and is a predicted model, not a curated record. Lineage: Eukaryota; Metazoa; Chordata; Actinopteri; Scombriformes; Scombridae. The transcript has 8 exons. Gene Ontology annotation, biological process: regulation of microtubule depolymerization; microtubule cytoskeleton organization; dendrite development.
AUUUGGGUUACUGACUGUUGUUUUAAGACAUUUUAAGACCAAAACAGUGAACCUGUCUUUUAAUGCUGCUAGGCUAGCUAGUAGCCUAAUUAAUUGUCUAUUGUAUAAUUUCCCAAGUCCAAAACUGUUCAGUAAAAACAGUUUAACCUUCAGUACCGGAAUUACGACAUUUAACGCCUGUUGUUGGCCUCUGUCAACAACUGGGUUAAUUUAACGUUUUAUGUUACCUAGGUUACAGAUUAAAGGUUCGUGUUACCUUGGUCACCUGUUUUGGCGGUUGAAAUACUGACGUCUUCCCUACAGAAAUGGCGAGAGUCACCUGUCAAGCGGCCAAGAAAUAUGGUGUCACAGAAUAUCAUGUUAGAAGAAUAUGACGAGACUCGAAAGACUCAAACAGUCUACUUGUCUCGAGACCGCUGCCAAAAAGCUGGGAGAGACUAAUUUACUAAAACAAAAUGUAUUACCACACUAAGGUUACGUCCUGCACCCCCGCCCCCCAGCACCCCCCUCCCUCACCUCUCAGCAUCAUCCUCACCCUCCAGCCCCCACCAGACUCUUCCCCUCGCUCACACCGGUAGUUGUCAUGGCGAUGGAGUCAGCACCGGCGUCGGCUCCAGGGGUUGUUGCCAUGGAGAUCUCGGUGCGAGGUGCGCUCCCGGUAGUGGAGGAAGACGAGGGCUUCAGCGCGCCGCUGCCGGGGUCCGAGGAGCGACUACUACGGUACCGCCGAGGUGGUGGAGGACGGCGACGCGGGCUCCCGUUCAACCGCGGCUGCUACUACAUGCUGAUAGUGAUCGGGGAGAUCGGCACAGAGCACCAGCUGGACAGCGCCAGAGCGCAGAUAGAGCGGGGAAUUCGAUCCUGGGACGUCGACCUCAACUGCUGCGACCUUGAUCAGCAGCUGCAGCUGUUUAUAACUCGUCACUCCGCCAACUUCUCCUCCGAGGUCAGAGGACAGAGGACUCUCCACCACAGAAGUGAUGUCCUAGACACUGUGGUGCUUGUCAACCCUUCACAAGACACUGUUGUAUCAGAGAUCCAGUCUCUUGUCACAGACUCAGCAGGACACAAGCUUCUGGUCUUGAGUGGCCAGAGCUCAGAUCACGGUGGCCUUCUUCUUCAAACUGGGGUUUUCACCUACCAGACCUUUUCAAGUAUCUUUGCUGAUCCUGGGGUCAGUGAAUUACUGGGAACAACAGCCCCCAAGCAGCAGGCAACACUUACUGUGUCCUGCCGCGGGGAGGUGGGCUGGAGCUCCCUGGGACAACAGCAGACCCUGCGGGAGUUCCUGGAAUACAAACUAAACCCUGAGCCUGUUCUCACCAAGAUGGAGGGCGUCACCGAGUUCACAGAGUACAUCUCUGAGACGGUGGACGUCCCUUCACCGUUUGACCUGCUGGAGCCACCUACCUCCGGAGGUUUCCUGAAACUGUCCAAACCAUGUUGCUACAUCUUUCCUGGCGGACGAGGAGACUCCGCUCUCUUUGCUGUCAAUGGCUUCAACAUCCUCGUGGAUGGAGGCUCUGAACGAAAAUCCUGCUUCUGGAAGCUGGUCCGUCACCUGGACCGCAUUGACUCGAUUCUACUCACACACAUCGGCGCUGACAAUCUCCCAGGUAUCAAUGGGCUUCUUCAGAGGAAGAUAGCAGAACAAGAGGAGGAGCAGUCUCAAGGCUCCACCAACUACAGCGACUGGAUGAAGAACCUGAUCUCUCCAGAACUAGGUGUGGUGUUCUUCAACGUACCAGAGAAGUUACGUAUGCCAGAAUCUAAUCUCAAAGUGAAACGCAGCAUCGAAGAGGCCUCACUUACUUUGCAGUACCUUAACAAACUGGGAAUCAAACCAGAACCACUGUUUCGAGUGGUCAGCAACACUAUUGAGCCCAUUACUCUGUUCCACAAGAUGGGAGUGGGCAGGUUAGACAUGUAUAUUCUCAACCCUGUCAAAGACAGUAAAGAGAUGCAGUUUUUAAUGCAAAAAUGGGCCGGCAACAGCAAGGCCAAAACCGGUAUUGUGCUGCCCAACGGGAAAGAAGGAGAAAUAUCUGUGCCCUACCUGACAUCGGUUACAGCCUUAGUCGUCUGGCUUCCCGCCAACCCUGCAGAAAAGAUCGUCAGAGUGCUGUUCCCUGGGAAUGCACCACAAAACAAGAUCCUGGAGGGACUAGAGAAAUUAAAGCACCUUGACUUCUUGCGCUAUCCUGUAGCCACACAAAAGGACAUUGCUUCAGGAGCUCCUCCCUCUGUUAUAAAACAGACAAAGUUAAAACAAAGAACAGACAGCAAAGAGAGUCUUAAAUCCUCCCCGAAGACUACUGCAAAGAUCUCAAAGAAAGAAACUGAAGGACAAGAUGAUACAUCAGUCACCACAGAGGCAAAGAGUGACUCUGUGAAGGAAAAUAUAUCAGAGAAAAAAGAGGAGAAAAAGCCUACCAAAACCAUAAAAUCUAAAACUGAUGUGCCAGAGAAAAAGAAACUCCUGAAAGAAAAAUCCAUAAAAAAGCACUCCAAGGAAAGGGUGUCAAAAAUGGAUGAGAAAAAAGACAAAGAAAAGAAAGAGAUCAAAAAAGUAAAGAAAGACGACUCUAAAAAAGAUGAUAAGAAAGAUGUUAAAUCCAAAGAGGACAAAAAGAAGGACACAUCCAAACCUGAGCUGAGAAAAAUGACAAAGCCUGACCUGAAACCACUUACACCAGAGGUCAGAAAGACAUUACAUAAAGCUAAAGUGUCAAGCAAAGCCAAGACUGGAAAAAUCAAAGCAGCAAAGGCUGAACCUGCUGAACCGAAGCCAGAGGAGCCAAAACCAGAAAUUAUUCAACCUGAACCAUUACAAAACGGAGCUGUUGAGGGCAUAUCUGCUCCCUCCACACCUGAAGACCUCACCAAGGAUUUUGAAGAAAUGAAAAAAGCUGAAGUUGUAGCUGUAUCAGCAGAGCCACCAGACACUAGUGAGGUUUCAUUGGAGCCAAUAGCACAAAUUGAAGAGAAGCAGGAAGCACAAGAAACUAUAUCUGAAAUCCAACCUGGCACAAAGUCUCCUGAAAAAGAAGUAUCAGAAGUGAAAGCUGAAGAUGAGGCCGAAUAUGAAGACAAAGACAAGAAGUUGACACAAGAGAGAGAAAUGGAAGAGGCUCAAAAGUUUGAGGAUGAGGGAGCCGCAUCUCAGGAUGAGGAAGAAUUGGAAGAAGAAGAAGAGGCGGCUCCAACUGCUGAAAGGAAAACAGAAGAGGAAGAGGAAGAAGAUAUGGGGAUCGGAGAGGAGGAAGAUGAAUCGAAGGAGGCAAAGGACGAUGGGCUUGACAGGAAACAUGAGAUAGAAGAAAUGGAGAAAUCAGAAAUUCUUGCUGCUAAGAUUGAGACAAAACAAGAGCAACAAAUUACUCCUUCCAAGGAGCAGGAAGAGGAAGAAGAGGAGGAAGCUGUGGAGAAAGCUGAACUGGAGGAGGUGGAAGAUUUAGACGUGAUAGCAGAUGAAGAGAUUAAAGUCAAACCUGAAGAUGCAGCUGAAGAACAAAUGGUCACUGAGAUCAAAACCACUGACAUUCUGACUACAGCCAAAGAUGAGGAGGAAGAGGAGGAGGAAGGCUACCUGUCACAUGUGGGAGGCGCCACAGCCCCCAUAACCUCAGUAGCGCAAGGUGCUGCUGCAGCAGAACCCAUUUCCUACAUCCAAGAUGAGACCAUUCCCGGCUACUCUGAGACAGAGCAGACCAUCUCUGACGAGGAGAUUCACGAGGAGGCAGAGGAGCGGAUACCACACCUUCAAUAUGAUGUCGGUACCUACGACAUCUCCGUUCCAGAUCAGACGGAAUCAUUUGUAAACAUUCACGGCAUGAGGGAGAUGCAAGCUGCAGCCGAUAAAGGUUUUAUUCCUGGUGUGCAGGAGCAAGUAUCUGUAUUUACCAACAUCAUCACGGCUCCUCUGGCAGAGGAAGAGCACGUGUCUUCUGCAACGUCCAUCACAGAGUAUGACAAAAUUUCCUCUUUCCCUACUUCUAUCGCUGAAGAUCAAUCUGUGGCAUCUGUCGCAGCUCCUCCAGCUGAGGAACCAGCCAAAACUACUCUUCCCGUGUCAACAACACCUGAUGCUACCCUCGGCAAAGAGCAACCUCUCUCUGCAGGAACACUUUCACCACCUUCUUUAGAAGAUGACAAACAACCCAAGUCUCCAGCUGAUGACUUACAGCUUCCCAUUGCAGAAGUGAAGACAGCUGCUAAGGGUCCUGAGGCUCAUGAUGAGGAGGAGGAAGAAGAAGAGGAGGAGGAAGAAGACCAAACUCCUAAUGUUGACAUCUCACUUGAAAAACUCCAGGAGGGCUAUGCUUCAUUCCAAAUAUUACAGAGCAAAGAGACAGACAUCGAAAAGCUUGCUGUCUCUGCAACUCCUGUUUCAAAGGCUGUAGAAGACACCAAACCAGUCCACCUACCAGUUGAAGAGGAGAAUAUAGAUGCAGUUGCACCUAAAGACAUUUCAUCAGUUGUGCCUACUAGACCUUUUGGAUCAGACUCAGUAACUUCAGAGAGUGAGGAGCGUUGCUUUAGUCCGGAUGAUAUCACUGUGAAAAUGGCUUCCCCUACACACUCUGGACCACCGAGUGCACCUCAUUCCCCACUCCGUCAGUCACCAGUGGAAGAAAAGAUGAAAGCUUUUCCUGACUUGGAGCUGCAAAAGAAAGAGGAGCUCCCUGAUGUUGUCACUAAAACUGAAGAUAAAACCCUAAAGAAAGAUGAAGCGGAGACAGAGGAACAAAAAGAUGUCGACAAACAGAAAGCAGAUCAGCAUGAAAUAAAAGUUUCAACAUCUUUGGAGAAAACAUUUGACAAGGACAUAAAAGAAGUUCCACUGAUGAAAGAGGCAGACAAAGUCACUUCCCCAGCACCAGAAGAUGUGGUCAAACAGACAGAAACAACAUCUGUUGUUGCUGCAUCUUUAACAGAAGUUCAACCACCCGAGUUAGAGAGGGAUUCUCUCAUCUCAUCUGGAAAAACUGAUGAAGACAUAGAUAAAGAGAAAGAACCUAAAGUGCCUGCUCAGGGUAAAUUUCCAGAGAAGGACAGUCGUUUCCUGGAUGAUGGUGAUGACAAGAAAGAUGAUGACGAUGAUCAUGAUGAUAAAUCUGCAGUUAAAACCAUCAAGGCGGAACAGGAAAAAGAGACAGAAAAGGACGAUACCUCUGAUGUCAAACAAAUCAAGGAUGAGCAGAAACAGAAAUCUGUCAUCCCGGAAGAUGUUUCUGCCGUUAAGUCCAUCGUGGAUGAGAAAGCAGAGAAAGAGGCAGUAAUAGAUGAUACCUCUGAUAUUAAACCUGUCAAAGAAGAGCAAAUUGCAAGAGACACUGUCGGCGUUGAUAAAGCCAUUAAAGAUGAACAGAAAGAGUUUGAAAAGGACCUUACUCCUGAAGUUAUAACUUCUAAAGAGGAAAUUGUUGCUUCUGAGGACAAACAGAUCAAAGAUGAGCAGAAGCAGAAAGAUACAAAACAAGACGAGGAUUUUGACCUCAAAACCAAAGGUGACAUUAAGGAGAUGGAGGAUAAAAAGGAUGUUGUGUCUGAUAGUAAGAUUAUGAAAGAGGAGGAGAAGAAAGUGGCAGAAAAGGAUUUUACUUCUGAUAUUACCUCUAUAAAACCUGAAGAGAAGGAAAUCGAAAAGGUCCACACCACAGACGUCAAGCCUGUUAAAGACGAGAUGGAGAAAGAGGCUAUCUCAGUUACAAAGCCUAUUGAAGAGGAGAAGAAAAAGGAGCCAGAGAAGGAUGAAACAUCUGAUAUCACACUGAUCAAAGAUAAGGAGGAGAAAGAGAUAGAAAAGAUAGAUACUGCUGGUACCAAGCCUGUCACAGAUGAGCAGAAGGAAAAGGAGAAAGAGGUGGGUGAUACCACUGUAGCUAAACUCACCGAAGAAGAAAUGAUGAUUAAGGAUGAUACAUCUGCUGUUGCGCAUACCAUGGCAGAAGAAAAGGAACAAGAGAUUAGUAAAGAUGCUAUCUCAACAAUUAGCCUCACUGAUGUGGAAGAAAAGGAUGUAACAAUAAGUAAAGAUGAGAUUCUUGCUGUCAAGCCAACAACAGAGCAAGAAAAGGAGAAAGAGAAAGAUGAUAGCAUUGACGCCAAACAUGCCAAGGAACAGGACAAAGAUGUGAUGACAAGUAAAGAGGAGGCAUAUGCUUUCAAAACUAGUAUAGAAGAAGACAAGAAGGACGACUCGAGUAAAGAUGUUGCUGCUGCUAUUAAACCUACCAAGACAGAGGAAAUAGAUGUUCUGCCAAGUAAGGAAGAUACUUCUGCUGUUAAACCAACAGUCAGCGAAGAUAAGGAACAAGAGGAAGGUAAAGAUGAUACUUCUGACAUCAAACUUACCAAGACAGAAGAAAAAGAUGUUCUGCCAAGUAAGGAAGAUACUUCUGCUGUUAAACCAACAGUAGACAAAGAAAAGGAACAAGAGGAAAGUAAAGAUGAUACUUCUGACAUCAAACCUACCAAGACAGAGGAAAAAGAUCUUCUACCAAGUAAAGAAGAUAUUUCUGCUGUUAAACCAACAGUCGAAAAAGAAAAGGAACAAGAGGAAAGUAAAGAUGAUGCCAUCAAACCUACCAAGAUAGAGGAAAAAGAUCUUCUACCAAGUAAAGAAGAUAUUUCUGCUGUUAAACCAACAGUCGAAAAAGAAAAGGAACAAGAGGAAAGUAAAGACGAUGCCAUCAAACCUACCAAGACAGAGGAAAAAGAUGUUCUACCAAGUAAGGAAGAUACUCCUGCUGUUAAACCAACAGUUGACAAAGAUAAGGAACAAGAGGAAAGUAAAGACGAUACUUCUGCCAUCAAACCUACCAAGAUAGAGGAAAAAGAUCUUCUACCAAGUAAGGAAGAUACUUCUGCUGUUAAACCAACAGUUGACAAAGAAAAGGAACAAGAGGAAAGUAAAGACGAUGCCAUCAAACCUACCAAGACAGAGGAAAAAGAUGUUCUACCAAGUAAGGAAGAUACCUCUGCUGUUAAACCAACAGUCGAAAAAGAUAAGGAACAAGAGGAAAGUAAAGAUGAUACUUCUGCUAUCAAACCUACCAAGAUAGAGGAAAAAGAUGUUCUGCCAAGUAAGGAAGAUACUUCUGCUGUUCAACCAACAGUCGAAAAAGAUAAGGAACAAGAAGAAAGUAAAGACGAUGCCAUCAAACCUACCAAGACAGAGGAAAAAGAUGUUCUACCAAGUAAGGAAGAUACUCCUGCUGUUAAACCUACAGUCGAAAAAGAUAAGGAACAAGAGGAAAGUAAAGACGAUGCCAUCAAACCUACCAAGAUAGAGGAAAAAGAUCUUCUACCAAGUAAGGAAGAUACUUCUGCUGUUAAACCAACAGUCGAAAAAGAUAAGGAACAAGAGGAAAGUAAAGACGAUGCCAUCAAACCUACCAAGAUAGAGGAAAAAGAUCUUCUACCAAGUAAGGAAGAUACUUCUGCUGUUAAACCAACAGUCGAAAAAGAUAAGGAACAAGAGGAAAGUAAAGACGAUAUUUCUGCCAUCAAACCUACCAAGAUAGAGGACAAAGAUGUUCUGCCAAGUAAAGAAGAUACUUCUGCUGUUAAACCAACAGUAGACAAAGAUAAGGAACAAGAGGAAAGUAAAGAUGAUGCCAUCAAACCUACCAAGAUAGAGGACAAAGAUGUUCUGCCAAGUAAAGAAGAUACUUCUGCUGUUAAACCAACAGUAGACAAAGAUAAGGAACAAGAGGAAAGUAAAGAUGAUGCCAUCAAACCUACCAAGAUAGAGGAAAAAGAUGUUCUACCAAGUAAGGAAGAUACUUCUGCUGUUAAACCAACAGUUGACAAAGGUAAGGAACAAGAGGAAAGUAAAGACGAUACUUCUGCCAUCAAACCUACCAAGAUAGAGGAAAAAGAUGUUCUGCCAAGUAAGGAAGAUACUUCUGCUGUUAAACCAACAGUUGACAAAGAUAAGGAACAAGAGGAAAGUAAAGACGAUGCCAUCAAACCUACCAAGAUAGAGGAAAAAGAUGUUCUACCAAGUAAGGAAGAUACUUCUGCUGUUAAACCAACAGUCGACAAAGAUAAGGAACAAGAGGAAAGUAAAGACGAUGCCAUCAAACCUACCAAGAUAGAGGAAAAAGAUGUUCUACCAAGUAAGGAAGAUACUUCUGCUGUUAAACCAACAGCUGACAAAGAUAAGGAACAAGAGGAAAGUAAAGAUACUUCUGCCAUCAAACCUACCAAGAUGGUUGAAGAGCAUAUGAUAAUAUCUAAAGCUGAUGAUUUCUCUGCUACACCAACCAAGGUAGAAGAAAAAGAGACACUUAAGGAUGCUGCCAAACCAGUCAUGGAAUCAGAAAAGGGACAAGAGGCUAGUAAAGAUGUCAUUGGUGCUGUCAAACCCAUCAAGAUGGAGGAAGAGGACAUAAUGAUGAGCAAAGAUAUAUCCGCUGUCAAAACAUCUGAGGAUAAACUGAGCAUAAAGGAUGAUAUUUUUGUUGCUAAACCCAUCACACAAGACGAGAUGGAGAAAGAAAUCUAUAAAGAUGUUUCUGCUGUCAAAUCAACAAUAGAAGAAAAAGACAAAGCAGUGGAUAAGGAGGAAACCUUCGCUGUCAAACCAUCCAAGGAGGAAGAAGUGACAAUUCAGGAUCACAGUGCUCCUAUCAAAUCCAUUGUGGAGGAAAAAGACACAGUAACAAUUAAGGAUGAAAUUUCUGAUAUCAAACCUGCCAAGAAAGAGGAAAGCAAAGACACCACUUGUAUAAAACCAAUUACAGACGAGGAGAGGGUCGAAUUGAAAGAUGUUACAUCUGAUGUAAAACUCAUCAAGGAGGAGGCAAAGGAAACACAGAAAGAUGAAACUUAUGAUGAACAACAACAACUUGAGGUUAAAGAUGAGAAAAUGGAAAAAGAGAAAGAAAAGAGUGAUAUCUCUGAUUCUGUAUCCAUUAAGGAGCAGAAAGAAAAAGAUGUAGACGAUACUUCUGUCAAAACCACAAAGGAUGACAAAGAGGCGGAAAAAAGUGACAUUUGUGACAAGGAGAUUGUAAUGCAGCAGGCUAAAGAGCCAGAAAAAAGUGACACCUCUGACUACAAACCCAUUUUGGAAGAAGUUAAAGAGAAAGAGAUUGAAAAAGAUGACACAAAAACUGUUGAACAUCCCAAGGAUGUGAAAGAGAAAGAGCAUAAAGUUGAAACUGUCGCAGAGGAAAUGAAAGAUGCGGUCAAGCAGAGCAGUCAUGAAGCCGAAUCCAUCAAAGAAGAAGACAAGGGAGAGCCUAAAGUUGGUGUAUGUGGCACAGACUCCAUUUUAGGACAGGAGAUAGAAAAGGAAAUGUACACUCCCACUAAAGAUGAGAUUAAAGGGAAAGAUGAUUAUUCUUUUGAGUCUGAAGUUAAGACAAGUGAUAAAAAAGAGGUAGAUCUUCCCGUAACUCAGACCUUGGAGGACGAAAAGACUAAAAAGGAUGAUAUUUGUGAGGUUAGUGACAAGCAUAUACAUGAAGAAACCUCUGAUAAGCUUGCUGGAGCUCAGAAAGAGCAGGAAACUUCUGGUGCUGCAGCAGUAGAAAUGCAGAAAGACUCUUAUUUAACACCAUUUGAAGACCUGAAACCAGCAAAAGAAGGCAUAUGUGUCGCUCUCUGCCACACCCAGGAGGAGAAAAAAGAAGAUAAAGAAGCAAAGGUCAUUGUUAGUCAAGAUGAGAAGACGGAGAAGGAAAAAGAUGACGCACAUGUUGCUGAACUGAGCAAAGAACAGAAAAUGGAAAAAGAACAAGAAAAAGAGUAUGAGACUGAAGAUAUCAAAGACGAAAAGACAAAAUCAGAACAAGAUGAAAAAGUAAUCAAAGAAAUUGGUAUUUCUGACGUGAAGACAGAGGAGAUCAGUGAGAAAGAAAAGUACGACUCCUCAGAUGCCAAAGAGGAAAAAUGGGAGAGAGAGGAGCUACAAGAGAAAGACCUGGACAAAACCGCCAAACAACCGGCACCGACAAUAACAGCAGAAGCAGCGAUGGCAUCCAAGCCAGAUUACAAGCCUGCAUUUGUGGUUCACUCCUCCGAUGAAGACAGGGAAGAAGAGGAGGAGGAGUACAUUUGUAUGGGAGGGGCAGGCUCCAGACCUUUGUCAGUAGAGCCAAGAAAAUCAGACCAUGACAUCUCCUCUGCAGGCCUGCCACCACCCCAAACUCCACAGACAAGUGAGCCAACACCUGGACAGACAACAGUGAUCAUACCUACACUAACAAUGCAGGAGCCCUCUAUUGACGAAGACUUCAAAGAGCUUGGAAAAGAAGAAUCCAGACUUUCACCUGGAGCUGACAAAGAUGUUGUGAAAACUGAAACUACGCCUACACCUCUUGCCAAGCUGGAACCGUCCUUUGAUAUUGUCACAUCAAAAGAGGAGACGGCCCCUAUUCCAAAACAAGAACCAGCGUCUGAUGUCCCAGCUGCUAAGGCAGAACCAGUGUCAGACUCAACAGACAAAAAGCCAGUGUUGUCAGCAGUACCGAGUACUGACAGUCAACCCAGAAGCUGUACACUUUCAAGCACUGAGAGCCAGUCCAGUGUAGAGGAAACACCACAACAGAUACCGUCUCACAUCAGCUCAGGAGUCAUUCCUAAAGAAAUGACAAAGAUGGAUGAGAAACCAGGCAAGGAGGCAGAGAGGGAGAUGGAAGGAGAACGAGAGGUGGCUUCUCCAGGAUUAUCACAGCCAUGUUCAUAUUUUAUGUUGGACAAAGACUCUGAGGAUGCCAGCCAUGCUGACGUUGAAAAAUCAGACUCUGCAAAAAAGGAAAGUGGUGAUAAAAUGACCCCAGAGAAGGAGACAAGCAGUGGAAGCCCACAAGAUGAAAAGCAAACCUUUGGUGCAUCUAAGUAUGAUCCAUAUGAAAAACCCAUCCUGAGAGAUCAUGAUCUGGACUCAAGAGAAGAAAGUGAGGUUUCUCUUGGUUUUGAUCAUACUUCAGACAUCGGCAUUGAUGAUAACAGGAGGACAAGCCAGACAGAAGCUGGAGGAGCCAUGUUCCUCCUGGACGAUCAUUACAAAGAAGAGCCACUGUCCUUCAGCAGAGUCGACUACAGCCCAGUGUCCCUCACAGAGAGUGAAAGAAGCAGCCAUCACAGUCGAAGUGCCUCCCCAAAAUAUGAAGACAGAGAGAAAGGCCAAGAAGAAGAGAGUGAGAGAGAAGAAAGACCAGAUACACCUUACGUGGACAAGAGCUUUUCGUCCAUAGACAUGCAAGACAACAAAAUGUCCCAAGCAGCAGAGUCUUUCUCUUGUGGUCCAAAAGAGGACAAACCAGAGAAAUCAGAGAAAGAGAAAGAGGAUGUGAUUGGCGCUUCAGCAGGAGCAACAGGAGAAAGUGAUCAAGUUUCUACCAGCGCUACUGUUCAUUCAACAGGCCUAUCAUUAAGACAAGAAACACACCCUCCCUCAUGGAGCCAAUCUCCAGAUCUCACCACUCAAGCUUCAGCUUCUCCUGUAGCGUUUGGAGAAUUCACAGAAAAGAAAGCAGCAGAAAAAGAGAAGGACAAAUGUGCUGAGUCAAUGAAGGACAAGAUGGAGUCCUCUGAUAAAGAGGGCUCUCCCUCUGGUCGGUACUCACCAGCAGAAAAAGACAUUUUACCCCAACAAGCACCACCUUGUGAACGUGAAGAAACAGCGACUGAAUCAAGAACAGCCCCUGUCCCCACAUUUUUAGGACGUGAUGUAGAUAAUAAUGUUCUUGCCUCUGACAAUAGUCAGAUAAGCAGCUCUGCCACUUGUAAAUCCAUGUUAGACUUUCCUGAAGGAAAAGAAAGCCUCAUAGAUAAAAGGUUACUUGUAGAGGGGGAAGAUUUCAAUGUUGAUGAUGAUGAUGAUGACGAAGAUGAGGAUGAGGACGAGGAGGAAGAAGAGGAAUUAAGUGAUGUAGAUAUGGAGAAAGGUGCCAGAGAGCAGUCUGAAAAAGAAAUGUGCAGACGUAGCUCAGAUGAUGGUGCUACGAUAGCAGAGUUAGAGGACUCAAAUAAAAAAUCUCCCGAAUCAAGUUUCCUUAAAGAGGAAACCAUCUGUAGAGCUACACCUGAUGACACCUCAGCUUCUAAAGUUGCAGACAAGCAGGACGUGAGUAAAAAAUCACCAUCUUCUGAAACAAAGCCUCUUGAAAAGGAAGAUAAAGAUGAGGGUACUCCUGUUGGUGCAACAACAUCCAAACUUCCUGAGGCAAAGAUUGAGGAUGCAAGCAAAACAGCUCCAAGUGCUCUCAAAAUGGACGACAGCUGUUUGGCUCCAUCAGAUGCAACAGAAUUUCCUGAAACAAAGAAAGCAGAUGACAAAGACACAAUGCAUUUGUCUCCUGAACCAACAACAACAACAACGAGAAGGUUAUCGUUUGUUGAGGAUGUCACCUCCUCUGAAGUAGAAAAGUCAAAGAAAGGAGAUGAAGACAAAAUGUCUCUAUCACCAGAACCAAGCGUUUUGACAAAGGAACCUUCUCAAGCAAUGGCCACAAGCAGCUUGACUGGCAGCUUUGUGCCAUCUGACCGUGCAGAGUCCAUGCCCAAGCCGACAUCUAGUCCUUCCCCUCCGAUAACAGGAGGCUAUGCUGAUAUCGGACAGAGCAGAUCUGGUGGAUAUUCUGAUCAUUUUUACAGCGAGGACAGUCAAGUAGGAUCGAAGGAUGAUAAGAAAGAAACCUUUGUGCUUUCAGGCGCCUCCCAAGAAUCCAAGUUAAGCGAUGAUAAAUAUUACCAAAGAGACAUCCGAGAAGAACAUCUGGAUGAGAGGCAGACCCCAGAUAUCACCGCAAAACAUGAGGAAACUACCUCAUCAGCGUGCACAUACACAACCUUGACAUACUCUUCUUCAACUUUUUCCACCACAUCUUACAGUUACUCGUCGUCUGCCUCAACUUCUGUACCUUUGAGCCAACAGUUUGGAGACAAAGUUGAAACGUUCACGCCAAUAUCAAGCUCCUUUGCUAAAGAGGAGCCAUCGUUCACGACUGAGUCUACAAGCUCAGGCUCUGGAGGCCUUCAGAGAGACGAGUACAUGGAGGUGACGACGAAACCUGCCACAAAAGUGUCUUUACCAAGUCAGUUUGACGAGACCAAACCGUCAUCUCCAGUCUUGUCUACCACUGCCAAACAGAUUGCGGAUCAAAGCGGUUGUGCUAAGCCAGAAACGGACACAAAAUCAAGCACUGAUAGUUUUUAUAUGCUAGAAACUAAGAUUUCAACAUCCGCCGCUGCACCAUCUCCACAAAGUACCGACCUGGUAAAACUGGCAGAGAGUUUAUCCACGUCAGAGGCUCACUUUGAUGUCUCUCCCCUCCAAAGGGCUGACUCCUCUGACAGGGGGUCCCAAGACUCAGCAGAAGACGAGGAGCCUGAUGAUCUUGAAAUGGAGGACAGCACCCUACCAUGUCGUAUUGAAUGUCAAAAAGUGGCUGAGCAAAAGGAAACUUUUUCGUCAAUAACUGAGUCAUGUGUUGUAGAAAGUACCACACACACCACAGAGACAAAGACAGUCACCAUGACCUCUACUACUGUUGCGUCUAAACCUGAAGUGGUGGUGCAAACAACUCAACAGACAGCCUCAGUCACUCCACCAAGUGAUAGUGGAGCUAGGGAAACCUUAUGUGCCAUAACAGACCUGCCCAAAACAGCAGAGGACAAAGAGAAAAAGGAGAAAACACCUGAGUUAAAAGAGGAAAAGACGGAUGGAGCUAUUGCACCUCUUAAGGAAGACACAAAGGUGUCAGAAAAAGAAACAAGUGAAAAACAUGAAAAGACGGAGACUACGAAAGACACUGAAGUCAAGCAGAAAAUAGAAACUAAACUGGAGGAGGAGAUGUGUAAAGAAAGUGCAGAAGAGAAGAAAGUGACAACUGAUCUUAAGAUGAGUGAAGAAAUAGAAGUUGGAAAGGAAGCAGAGGCAGACAAAGUAGAGGAGAAAAGCUUGUUGGACAAGCCAUCAGAGAGAUUAGAGGUAAGGAGAAGGAGCAGUAUAUCUGACUGGGAGCUACUACAGAGGCCUGACGAUUGUCCAAGUGCCCCGCCGCCAGGUUAUGGUGAUGAUGAUGAUGAGGAGGAGGAAGCAAUGGAAGCGAUGGAAUGGAUGGCCAGUGUCCACAGUACCUCCUCAAAGGAGACAUAUCACACAGACGUAUUACGCAAAGGAGAUGUAAAGGCUGAUCGUCCCUCUGACUUGCCCGCUGGAGCCACCUCCUUCUCUUCCUCCCCUCCAGGUUACUCCUCCUGCGAAUAUAAACAUCGCAAAGGCGAACUGUCUCCAUCCUUCAUCAACCCCAGUCCCCAUCGGCUCUCCAGUGACGAGGGUGAGGAGGAAGGCCGUAGCGACCACUCCCAAGAAGGGGACGAGGACGAGCAUGAGCAACACUCUGUGAAAAGGAGGUCGCACAAGCAGAGGCGCCACCACACUCAGAGUUACCAUGGAGACGCUGGACAGGGGCCACACCAGUUGUCCGGUGCCACGUCGUCUGGGAUGGGUGUGACGUUAGCUGGAGAGGAAACACCUCCGACAUCAGUGAGCGAGUCGCUGCCUUCACAGUCAGAUUCUGACGUCCCUCCAGAAACCGAGGAGUGUCCGUCCAUAACAGCUGAAGGAAAUCUGGACUCAGACGAAGACGCUGAACAUCUGCCGGUGGACAAAUUGUCUGCUUCUGGAGCUGGAGGGGGCCACCAUCCCCCAUCACCGAGGUCAGCUCAGAAGACUCACGAUCCCCUCCCAACCCCAAUGAAGGACCCUCAUCCCCACCCUCCCCACCCAGAUGUCUGCAUGGUAGAUCCAGAGGCUCUCCUCAAUGACCACGGCAGCACGGAGAAACUUGCCAAGAAGGAGCACAAGACCACCAAGGGACUUAGAAAGGGCAAACCCAAAUCGGCCUCUCCUGCUCGAAAGGGAGAAGUCAGGAAGAGGUCUUCCACUCCAGUGAAGCAGGCUUCCAAGGACUCCGCCUCACCUCGAUCAGCCUCGCUCAGGAGGAAGGACACAGAUAAAAGCUCCAGGCUUAUCAAGAUGUCUGAGACUCAAGGUUCAAGGAGUGAAAUCCUCAACCCUGGCAAAGGCUUGGUCAAUGGAGUGAAGAGCAGUCCAGGUAACAACUCACAGAAAACUAGUUCAGCCGUCCCUCCCGGACCACCCGUCUAUGUCGACCUGGCCUACGUGCCCAAUCACUGCAGUGCCAAGAACGUGGACCAGGAAUUCUUCAAGAGAGUGCGAGCUGCGUACUACGUGGUGAGCGGGAACGACCCAAGCAGCGGGGAGCCCAGCCGUGGAGUCCUAGACGCCCUGCUGGAGGGCAAAGCUCAGUGGGGCUCCAACUUACAGGUGACACUGAUCCCGACCCACGACACGGAGGUGACCAGAGACUGGUACCAGCAGACCCACGAGAGGCAACAGGACCUUAACAUCAUGGUCCUGGCCUCCAGCAGCACCGUAGUCAUGCAGGACGAGUCCUUCCCUGCCUGCAAGAUCGAGUUCUGAGCUUCAUGAGCUCCGCUGUGCCCCCUCCCCCCCUCACCCGCCCAUCCUCCCCCUCCCCGUCAUCUGUUCACACUGGAGGUAGA